Molecule: messenger RNA, 2138 nt
Organism: Larimichthys crocea (large yellow croaker)
Lineage: Eukaryota; Metazoa; Chordata; Actinopteri; Sciaenidae
Product: regulation of nuclear pre-mRNA domain-containing protein 1A
Exons: 7
Coding region: 302-1186 (294 amino acids)
Biological process (GO): mRNA 3'-end processing
Molecular function (GO): RNA polymerase II C-terminal domain binding
Source: RefSeq, a predicted model, not a curated record
GUGAACGCAUCAUUGGUGCCGUCACGGAACGUGCAGGCUGCAGCCUUGCUUUGCCCCCAAACUAAAUCCUGCAAGGCGGCCGCCCUUUAACACCACAGAGAGGACGGCGGUUAUUAUUUAGCAUAAACAAGCAUUCUUCACGUGGGAGAGGCAGCGUAAGACAUUUACUUUGGAUGGCUGCAAUUCCUGUAGUGACGGGCUAACUUGCGCUGGACGACAACAUCUGGGAGAAACGUUCAAGCUGCCUCUCCCAGUGUCUCUCGUACUCUCUCCCCCUCUCUCUCUCUCUAAUCUCGUCAAGAUGUCAGCUUUCUCGGAGGCGGCUUUAGAAAAGAAACUAUCCGAGCUUAGUAACUCGCAGCAAAGUGUGCAGACGCUGUCGCUGUGGCUCAUUCAUCACAGAAAACACUCGAGGACCAUUGUCAAUGUUUGGUUCAACGAACUGAAAAAAGCUCAGACAUCGCGCAAGUUGACCUUCCUUUACUUGGCCAAUGACGUCAUUCAGAACAGCAAGAAGAAAGGACCCGAAUUCACCCAGGACUUUGCACCGGUCAUCGUUGAUGCAUUCAAACAUGUAUACAGAGACGGCGAGGACGGCUGUAAGAAACAGUUGGGUCGAGUUUUGUCCAUCUGGCAGGAGAGAGCUGUGUACGAGAACAACCUGCUGGAUCAGCUCUCACAAGUCCUAUAUGGAGAAAAAAAGGCUAAGAAGAGGUCAUACGAGGAGAUCCAACCAGAUGAUGAGGACUUUGCUUCCCAGAGCUCCCCAGCCGAGCCCCCACAGACAGCAGAAUUAAUCCGAGCUCUGCAGGAGCUGGAAAAUGCAGCCUCUGGCGACUCAGUGCUGCGUCAGCGUAUCUCGUCCCUUCCUGCUGAGGUGCAAGACACGUCACUGCUACACAGGAUCACAGAUAAAGAAUCAGGGGAGCGGCUUUCCAGGCUGGUGGAGGAGGCCUGCAUGCUGCUAGCAGACUACAGUGGCCGCUUGGCGGCAGAGAUUGACGACAGGAGGCAGCUCACACGCACACUAACGGUCUUCCUGCAAAGCCAGAAGGACGGCCUCGUCCAGAACGAGCAGAAACUUGAAGAAUACAAACGCAAACUGGCGAGGGUGACCCAGGUCAGGAAGGAGCUGCGCUCACGUCUGAACAAUCUUCCAGGAGGACUCUACAACUCUUCAAACUGACUCACCUCUGCGUCUGACACGUCUCAUCAUGACUCCUAAAUAUUUGAUCAGUGACAUUGUCAUAAUCCUCUUGAUUUUGGGAGCAGUGUGUCUGUAUCCCACCCUGUAUGGUGACCCGUGGUUCUCAUUUGAUCUUCAACAGAUUAUUUAUGCACAUGGCUUUUAUUAACAGAAACGUCUCAUUUUCUUGUCUGUGAGCUCUUCUCAUUGUGCUGUGUGUUGUCAGUACAUUGUAAAUUAAGAUUUAUAAUCGACAAACACAGGCCUCUCCUGCUUUUGCCCUCCUGCCCAUCUAACUUUUACAGCUUUAAAGCAGUAUGGGUGAUGCUGGUGUGAUAUUUUUGUAUUUAUAGUGACUUAAGAUAAUGCACCAGAGUAUAUCCCCUUAGUGUCAUUCAUGAUAAGUUCCUGUAUUUUAGAUUGCUGUCAUAACUUUAUUUUACUGUUUGUAGGUCAUUGUUUUCAUGCAGUAUCUGAAGAGAACUUUAGGAAAUCAUACUCUGAAGCUGAGUAGUAAGCCAUGUCCAUGAAGGCAAAUCGAAAUAUGUUAUUAUCAUUUAUGUAAGGCCUUUUUUGUGAGAGAAGUGUGGGAAUCAUUGCUCAGUGUAUAUUUCCAAGUUUGCAUGUAAAUAUGAGUUAUCUGUUGAUGAUUUGUAUCCAUGUCAACAUCGCUUACGAAACGGUCACUCAGACAAAUUACUGAGGUAUCUUUGUGCAUUGAUGCCUUCAUAGUCGCUCAGAGCUCCACUGUACUGAAAUAAUGAGUGAGGUGGGAGUUUGUUGUCUUGUUUACUGUAUCACUCCGCUCCAUAGAUUUACUCCCGAGUCUACUGAAUGCUGUGCAGACGCCUCACACAGUUCCCAGUUUCCAAAGCCAGACUUAAGCUGUUUGUUUUUUGUACAUAUGAAGCGAAUUACUUCUUAGAACCAAAUAAACAGAAAAUGGACAGAC